UCUGAAGAUUAUUACGACAUGAGAAGAUUAUAUAUGAUUAUGGGCUCUUGUCUUUUCUACAAGGGUUACUUGAUUGGUAAUCACUUGCCAAAGGAAGAUCUUAUUGAUAUAGGUUUAUAUUGUCGGCACUAUUGUCUGUUACCCUUGGCAGCAGAACAGAAGAUCAGUCAGUUAGUGAUAUGGCGGGAAGUAUUUCCACAUCAUCAUAUCCAGCCUUGUGAAGUUUCAGCUAUUACAGGAUACAGGGAGCCUGAAGCAAGAUACUUUUUACUGAUAGUUGGCUUGAGAUACUUUAUGCUGUGUGUCCUGCUAGAGGCGGGAGGCUGUGCAUCAAAAGCAAUUGGGAAUCCAGGACCAGACUGUGUAUAUGUAGAUCAGGUCAAAGCCACUAUACUUCAACUGGAAGGAAUCGAUGCCAGCAUAGAGGAAAGGCUAGAUGCUCCUUCCAUCCCACCUUUAUCUUGUGCUGACUGGUUCCUUCCUGCAACACGUGACAAACCCGAGAACUUGACCACCUCACCUAUGUUCAGCAAGCUACAAAAUACUUCGAAAUCAGGGACCGCUCCAGCAAGCAAAAGGACCCUGUUUGGUGACUCGUCCUUAAUGACACGUAAGCCAAGCCCUACAAGGAGCAGUGGAGGACCUGACCGUGGUAACGAAGGUCCUGCGGAAGAUGAAAGCAGUAAUCCACAAUCUGUAGUGGAUCAGGCCACUAAAAAAAAACAUACCCUACCAAAUCCAUUUAAUUUAGGAAGCCUCAAAAAGAACCUUUCAGAGAAAGAUACAGAACUUCUUAAUGCUGUCAAGUUGACAUCUGGUCCUGAGAAUACCCUCUUCCACUAUCUCACCUUGGAAACAAUGCAAGGAAUCUUUAUCACUCCAACUCACAAAGAAGUAGCACGGCUUGGUGGCUCCAUCCACCCUCAGUUAAUUGAGAAUUUCUAUCGUUGCUGUCUUUCAAUUCGAGACAUUUUUCAGCAGUCCAUGAGGAAAGAAAAUAAACAAAAAGCAGGCAGUGGGAUUUCGGAAUGCAGUAAGGCAGCGGAGGACCUAGAUCUGAUAACAGAACAUGGAGUUUUGUUUGAGUGCUCUCCUGAAAACUGGACUGAUCAGAAGAAACCACCACCAACAAUGAAUUACUGGGUUGUGGGGAGACGCAUUCUGCAUCCCAAACCCCAGGAGUGUUAUGUCUGUUUCCAUGACUCAGUCACAGAAGCUGCUGUGGAACUGGCCUUUAAACUGUCCUUUGGUUUAGCGACAUAG
This is a messenger RNA of Nestor notabilis (Kea), 1263 nucleotides long. Its product is annotated as protein inturned-like. Gene Ontology annotation, cellular component: cytoplasm; cilium. The record is from RefSeq and is a predicted model, not a curated record. NCBI's taxonomy places the organism in Eukaryota, Metazoa, Chordata, Aves, Psittaciformes, Psittacidae. The transcript is spliced from 7 exons. The annotation marks the transcript as partial. Gene Ontology annotation, biological process: vesicle-mediated transport; nervous system development; establishment of planar polarity.